Molecule: messenger RNA, 3815 nt
Organism: Nomascus leucogenys (northern white-cheeked gibbon)
Lineage: Eukaryota; Metazoa; Chordata; Mammalia; Primates; Hylobatidae
Gene: PRKD1
Product: protein kinase D1
Biological process (GO): protein phosphorylation
Molecular function (GO): protein serine/threonine kinase activity; ATP binding
Source: RefSeq, a predicted model, not a curated record
CCGUCCUUCCGAGCGCGCCAGGCGGCAGCUUCUUGGCGGCGGCGGCGCCUCCCCAGUGCCGGCAGCCGCGCUCCGGGCCGCAGAGUCCUCCCGCCUCGGCCAUUUUCCUUCCUCCCCAUCUCCUCCCCUCAGUCCCCUCCCCUCCCUAUCCUCAUCCCCUUGCCCUCCCCCCGCCCGGGGACUUUUCCGGAAAGUUUUUAUUUUCCGUCUCAGCUCUCGGAGAAAGAAGCUCCUGGCUCAGCGGCUGCAAAACUUUUCUGCUGCCGCGCCGCCAGCCCCCGCCCUCCGCUGCCCGGCCCUGCGCCCCGCCGAGCGAUGAGCACCCCUCCGGUCCUACGGCCGCCCAGCCCGCUGCUGCCCGUGGCGGCGGCAGCUGCCGCAGCGGCCGCCGCACUGGUCCCAGGGUCCGGGCCCGGGCCCGCGCCGUUCUUGGCUCCUGUCGCGGCCCCGGUCGGGGGCAUCUCGUUCCAUCUACAGAUCGGCCUGAGCCGUGAGCCAGUGCUGCUGCUGCAGGACUCGUCCGGGGACUACAGCCUGGCGCACGUCCGCGAGAUGGCUUGCUCCAUCGUCGACCAGAAGUUCCCUGAAUGUGGUUUCUAUGGAAUGUAUGAUAAGAUCCUGCUUUUUCGCCAUGACCCUACCUCUGAAAACAUCCUUCAGCUGGUGAAAACGGCCAGUGAUAUCCAGGAAGGCGAUCUUAUUGAAGUGGUCUUGUCAGCUUCCGCCACCUUUGAAGACUUUCAGAUUCGUCCCCACGCCCUUUUUGUUCAUUCAUACAGAGCUCCAGCUUUCUGUGAUCACUGUGGAGAAAUGCUGUGGGGGCUGGUGCGUCAAGGUCUUAAAUGUGAAGGAUGUGGUCUGAAUUACCAUAAGAGAUGUGCAUUUAAAAUACCCAACAAUUGCAGCGGUGUGAGGCGGAGAAGGCUCUCAAAUGUUUCCCUCACUGGGGUCAGCACCAUCCGCACAUCAUCUGCUGAACUCUCUACCAGUGCCCCUGAUGAGCCCCUUCUGCAAAAAUCACCAUCAGAGUCGUUUAUUGGUCGAGAGAAGAGGUCAAAUUCUCAAUCAUACAUUGGACGACCAAUUGAACUUGACAAGAUUUUGAUGUCUAAAGUUAAAGUGCCACACACAUUUGUCAUCCACUCCUACACCCGGCCCACAGUGUGCCAGUACUGCAAGAAGCUUCUGAAGGGGCUUUUCAGGCAGGGCUUGCAGUGCAAAGAUUGCAGAUUCAACUGCCAUAAACGUUGUGCACCAAAAGUACCAAACAACUGCCUUGGCGAAGUGACCAUUAAUGGAGAUUUGCUUAGCCCUGGGGCAGAGUCUGAUGUGGUCAUGGAAGAAGGGAGUGAUGACAAUGAUAGUGAAAGGAACAGUGGGCUCAUGGAUGAUAUGGAAGAAGCAAUGGUCCAAGAUGCAGAGAUGGCAAUGGCAGAGUGCCAGAACGACAGUGGCGAGAUGCAAGAUCCAGACCCAGACCACGAGGACGCCAACAGAACCAUCAGUCCAUCAACAAGCAACAAUAUCCCACUCAUGAGAGUAGUGCAGUCUGUCAAACACACGAAGAGGAAAAGCAGCACAGUCAUGAAAGAAGGAUGGAUGGUCCACUACACCAGCAAGGACACGCUGCGGAAACGGCACUAUUGGAGAUUGGAUAGCAAAUGUAUUACCCUCUUUCAAAAUGACACAGGAAGCAGGUACUACAAGGAAAUUCCUUUAUCUGAAAUUUUAUCUCUGGAACCAGCAAAAACUUCAGCUUUAAUUCCUAAUGGGGCCAAUCCUCAUUGUUUUGAAAUCACUACGGCAAAUGUAGUGUAUUAUGUGGGAGAGAAUGUGGUCAGUCCUUCCAGCCCACCACCAAAUAACAGUGUUCUCACCAGUGGCGUUGGUGCAGAUGUGGCCAGGAUGUGGGAGAUAGCCAUCCAGCAUGCCCUCAUGCCCGUCAUUCCCAAGGGCUCCUCCGUGGGUACAGGAACCAACCUGCACAGAGAUAUCUCUGUGAGUAUUUCAGUAUCAAAUUGCCAGAUUCAAGAAAAUGUGGACAUCAGCACAGUAUAUCAGAUUUUUCCUGAUGAAGUACUGGGUUCUGGACAGUUUGGAAUUGUUUAUGGAGGAAAACAUCGUAAAACAGGAAGAGAUGUAGCUAUUAAAAUCAUUGACAAAUUACGAUUUCCAACAAAACAAGAAAGCCAGCUUCGUAAUGAGGUUGCAAUUCUACAGAACCUUCAUCACCCUGGUGUUGUAAAUUUGGAGUGUAUGUUUGAGACGCCUGAAAGAGUGUUUGUUGUUAUGGAAAAACUCCAUGGAGACAUGCUGGAAAUGAUCUUGUCAAGUGAAAAGGGCAGGUUGCCAGAGCACAUAACGAAGUUUUUAAUUACUCAGAUACUCGUGGCUUUGCGGCACCUUCAUUUUAAAAAUAUCGUUCACUGUGACCUCAAACCAGAAAAUGUGUUGCUAGCAUCAGCUGAUCCUUUUCCUCAGGUGAAACUUUGUGAUUUUGGUUUUGCCCGGAUCAUUGGAGAGAAGUCUUUCCGGAGGUCAGUGGUGGGUACUCCAGCUUACCUGGCUCCUGAAGUCCUAAGGAACAAGGGCUACAAUCGCUCUCUAGACAUGUGGUCUGUUGGGGUCAUCAUCUAUGUAAGCCUAAGCGGCACAUUCCCAUUUAAUGAAGAUGAAGACAUACACGACCAAAUUCAGAAUGCAGCUUUCAUGUAUCCACCAAAUCCCUGGAAGGAAAUCUCUCAUGAAGCCAUUGAUCUUAUCAACAAUUUGAUGCAAGUAAAAAUGAGAAAGCGCUACAGUGUGGAUAAGACCUUGAGCCACCCUUGGCUACAGGACUAUCAGACCUGGUUAGAUUUGCGAGAGCUGGAAUGCAAAAUCGGGGAGCGCUACAUCACCCAUGAAAGCGAUGACCUGAGGUGGGAGCAGUACGCAGGCGAGCAGGGGCUGCAGUACCCCACACACCUGAUCAAUCCAAGUGCUAGCCACAGUGACACUCCUGAGACUGAAGAAACAGAAAUGAAAGCCCUCGGUGAGCGUGUCAGCAUCCUCUGAGUUCCAUCUUCUAUAAUCUGUCAAAACACUGUGGAACUAAUAAAUACAUACGGUCAGGUUUAACAUUUGCCUUGCAGAACUGCCAUUAUUUUCUGUCAGAUGAGAACAAAGCUGUUAAACUGUUAGCACUGUUGAUGUAUCUGAGUUGCCAAGACAAAUCAACAGAAGCAUUUGUAUUUUGUGUGACCAACUGUGUUGUAUUAACAAAAGUUCCCUGAAACACGAAACUUGUUAUUGUGAAUGAUUCAUGUUAUAUUUAAUGCAUUAAACCUGUCUCCACUGUGCCUUUGCAGAUCAGUGUUUUUCUUACUGGAGCUUCAUUUUGGUAAGAGACAGAACGUAUCCGUGAAGUAGUUCUGUUUGGUGUGUUCCAUUGGUGUUGUCAUUGUAAACAAACUCUUGAAGAGUCGAUUAUUUCCAGUGUUCUAUGAACAACUCCAAAACUCAUGUGGAAAAAAAAAUGAAUGAGAAGGGUAGGGAAUAAAAUCCUAAGACACAAAUGCAUGAACAAGUUUUAAUGUAUAGUUUUGAAUCCUUUGCCUGCCUGGUGUGCCUCAGUAUAUUUAAACUCAAGACAACGCACCUAGCUGUGCAAGACCUAGUGCUCUUAAGCCUAAAUGCCUUAGAAAUGUAAACUGCCAUAUAUAACAGAUACAUUUCCCUCUUUCUUAUAAUACUCUGUUGUACUAUGGAAAAUCAGCUGCUCAGCAACCUUUCACCUUUGUGUAUUUUUCAAUAAUAAAAAAAUAUUCUUGUCAAAA